This is a messenger RNA of Scutellospora calospora, 336 nucleotides long. The record is from the annotation of a GenBank genome assembly. NCBI's taxonomy places the organism in Eukaryota, Fungi, Glomeromycota, Glomeromycetes, Diversisporales, Gigasporaceae.
CCUUAUAGAGUUGAUAAUAUAUCUUAUAAUGAAAUAAAAGAUCAAAUAAUCAUUAGAAAUGAGCUUUUAGAUAAUUAUGAUAAUAUUCAUACAUUUAGCGAGGAUAUUAGUUCAUUAACUCCAAAUGAUAAUAACACCAAUCUUGAUAAUUCUAACAACGCUGAACCAAAAGAAUAUGAAAUAACAAACACAAAAUCAAAUUUAUAUAAUAAAAAUUCUGAAACUGUUUCAUUACUACGAAGAAGAAAAAUUGAUAAUCCUGCUCUGGAAGAGCUCUUUGAAGAACAAGGUAUGAGUUGGAAUCAAAAAGAAUUUGGAAAAGAAUAUCAGCUUUGA